AUGGUCAUCAACGGGACUGUGACGACCAUCACUGGAGAGGUACACGAUGCGCCACCUCCCACCCAGACGGAGACUACGGCCUCGAGCUCCAGUUCAGGGGCUUCGCAAUGGACGCUCCCUUGGAUCUCGGAGUCUACCCAGAGUUCACCUACGAUGACUCCGACGGCUAGGAUCAGCACCGUCACCAGCGAUGUCGGGGGCGGGGUGGUUUCGACUUGGGUCGUGACGCUCCCGACUGGCAUUCCGUUCCCCAAUACCACUUCGACGAGUCCGGCGUCGACGACGUUGAGUGGCCAAGUGUCGAUUGUUACCAGCAUCAUUAGUGGACAGAUGACCAUCAUCACGAUUGAGGGUCCAUCUUUGACUGCCUCUGGGAAUAGGACAGCUGCUACUACAACCUCGACGCCAUCCGAGACUAGUUCUGGGGACAUCGGUGUUGUUACAAGUGUCACUGGUGGUGAGGCUACGACGACCACGCUCAUCGGCGGAUCGACCAUUCGCCCAGCGAAUGGGACUUCUAUGGCCAGUUCGAUACCAUCAGAGACGACAUCUGCGGGCAUCAGUGUGCUUACGAGCUUCAUCGGUGGUGAGGCCACGAUCAUCACACUCAUCGGAGGUUCAACUCUGUCCGGGUCGUCUAACGCGACGGCUUCUACGACUUCGACGCCUUCAGAGUCUUCAUCUGCCGAGGUCAGCAUCAUCACAAGCGUUAUUGGCGGAGAAGUUACCACGGUCACGGUCGUCGGCGGGUCUACCAUCAUACCUGCGAACGCUACAUCAAGCUCCACGGCAUCUGAGACGCAAUCUGCAGACUUUAGUGUGGUAACGACUAUCAUCGGUGGUUCCGCUACGACUCUGACAUUGAUCGGUGGAUCAACCUUGGCACCAUCUUCCGCGCUAACUACCGCUACGGCCACCUCGAGUACUUCGCAGACCUUGUCAGCCGGUGUGUCUGUUAUCACCAGCUUCGUCGAUGGUGUUGCUACCACCAUCACCGUCUCUGAUGGAAGCACACUUACGACGGCUCUCGCCAGCGACAUCUCCCCAAGUCCUACGGCUACAGGCGGGAUCAUCGUCAUUACCAGCAUCAUCGAUGGAUCUGCGACCACAGUGACCAUCUCAGAUGGCUCUACUAUCGUUUCGCCGACCACAACUUCCUCUGCCCCAGCAUCUUCCCCGACAGGGGAGGUCAUUGUUGUCACGAGCACGAUCAAUGGGGAGCCGACUACCUUCACCAUGUCGGACGGCCUGACUCUCGGAACGUUAAUGAGCAGUAGCACUGCCACUGCGAUGCCGUCGCCUACUGGCGGUGUCAUUGUCAUAACCAGCAUCAUUGAAGGCCAGCCGACAACUUUCACAGUAUCCGACGGCACGACUCUGGAGACAGAGUCUAGCAGUGCACCUGUAUCCCCUACUACAACAGCCAACGCCGGUGUCAUUGUGAUCACGAGUACCAUCAACGGUGCAGUCUCAACAAUCACAGUCUCCAACGGCAGCACAGUCGAAACACCGGCAAGCAGUACCGCAACCCCGACACCAACGCCAAGUAUCGGGGUCAUUGUGGUUACGACGUUGAUCAAUGGCGAAGCAACCACCAUUACCGUCUCGGAUGUCUCCGAUGGCUCGACCCUGACCCGUCCUCUGAACACCACGUCAACUCUUACGCAAACCCCAAUCCCGACUGGAGAGAUCAUUACCAUCACUAGUACCAUCAAUGGCGAGCCAGUUACUUUGACGAUCUCAGACGGCUCAACACUCUUUCCAACUCCCUCUCCAACCAACGGUCCAGACGUUAUUACCGUCAUCAGCAGCGUCAUCGGCGGCGGAGCAUCAACUUGGAUCAUCUCAGACGGGGUAACUCUGCCUCUGCCUUCAAAUACAACGAGCCCCACGUCAACUCCGACCGGUCAAAUCAUUGUCCUUACAAGCAUCAUCACCGGCGCUGCAUCUACAUGGACGGUCUCAGACGGCUCAACUCUCAGCCCGAGCGCAACCACCGCAACCGCCUCCACUCCAACUGGCGACGCCGUCACUUUGACAAGCACCCUCCCCGAUGGUCGCGUCUCGAUCUGGACUCUCAUCGGAACUGCCACAAUCACCGGGUCACAAAAUGCCAGCGUAACCAGUUCCUCAAGCUCAUCCUCAGCUACAGCAUCGUCAACCUCUAGCGCCUUCGACUCCGCCUUUACAGGCAUUUCCAUCGUGGCAUCUCAGAACGCGAGCACAUGCCACACCCUCCCCUCUCCGACAGAAUCCCUGCACGAGUCCAAGCUAGACACCCAAGGCAAGACUGCACCGUACAUCGACACCUUCUACUUGGACAACACCACCAACUCGGUCAAGUACAUCCGUCUCAUGAACGAAAGCACGUCCGACCCUAUCCUCAUCGAUGUAUCGGGUCCUGCAAAGCUGGCAAUCAUCGACAAAGACGGCGACACGCUCUCCGUCGAUAGUCAGGGUCUGCACUUUGCUUCCGCUGGUUGUUCGCCCAAGAUUGAUGUCUUCAUUUCUGGCUUCUUCAGCCAGAUCAACAGCUUAACCAACUCGACGUGCACCUCUACCGCAGCUCUCUUCGACACGCCGUCUGGGAGACCUCUGCAGAAAAGACAGACCAGCGCGUUUGAUGUCUUGCUUCGUCUCAAAGAUCAGUGUGGUAAUGCCGCGCGCGAUGAGUUGCCUGUUGCUGUAUCUUUGGGAGAUAAUCCUUGUGCGGUUGUUCCCAAAGAGGGCGACUUUGUUGCAACUUGUACCUGGCCUGGAGGUAGCGGUCCUGCAGGAGACUGUGAGACUUCAGUCGAGCAGACCCUUGACCACCUCACGAAAGGAUCACUAGAUGGGACUUGCCCUUCAAUGAUGUCCAUGUGGAGUCUUCUCUCCCAGGAACUUGGCAACGUGAUUAACCUACGGGAACUGCUCAAGCCAUUUGUGGAUGCUGGGUUGGACAUCGACACAGAGCGCGGCCAGAGCCUCCUGGAGGUGAUCGGCAGCUUCCUCGGGAUUUACGACUACUCUACCUCAACCUUUGGGAACUCGACAUCCCAAGCUGGAUCUGGCAUGGGAGACCUGAUUGAGGACUACGGUUUGACGACGAUUCAGACCCAGGUCUGCCGAUACCUGCAGACCUCCUCGCAGCCGCUCAAUCUCGCCUUCACAGCCGGCACCACAUCCACGCCCUCCACACUCGCCGAGAUCACGACCAUCCCCUCGCCCACCCCAGAAUACGACCGAAACAUCACGGACCCGACGGUUAUGGCCUGCUGCCCGAACCCAGGAAAUUGCAUCUUCUCGGAGGGCAGCAAGUUCUACCCGCCCGAGUCCUCGAUUACAGGCUCCAACUGCUUUUGCGGGUCGAUGCUCGGCGGGGGAGGCAUUGCGUUCAGGACGGGGUCGUGUCUGGAGGAGAACCAGUGCAGUCAGGAGAAGCCGUGUGGUGAGGGCAAGGUUUGCUUGACGGGCAACUGCUGCGGGGAUGGGACAAAUCCUGUCAAUGUUUGUGUGGAUGCGACCGAGUGCAACGCGCCGCGGGUUGGGAAGAGGUGGGCUGCCUUGUUUGAGGGAACUGCGAUGGGUAUGGUUUGA
Molecule: messenger RNA, 3579 nt
Organism: Colletotrichum chrysophilum
Lineage: Eukaryota; Fungi; Ascomycota; Sordariomycetes; Glomerellales; Glomerellaceae
Exons: 2
Coding region: 1-3579 (1192 amino acids)
Source: RefSeq, a predicted model, not a curated record